GAUUGCAAUGGGUACGAAAUGUAAACACGGUGUAAGACAAAUAUUUUCACUCGAUUGCCAUCUCGAUAACUUUGUGCGCCAUGCUCGACUAGCCGUUCAACAGCGGCUUCAAGUACGGCUAGUUUUAUUAUUCUUUCGAGCCACGUCAAGACGUCAAAUUUAAAAAAAUGGUGGAAAUCGAGUCAAUGACGAGAUAUGUCUCGCCAGUGAAUCCAGCUGUUUUUCCAUUGCUGGCUGUAGUACUGUUAGGAAUUGGAAUAUUCUUCACAGCUUGGUUCUUCGUAUACGAAGUUACAAGCACUAAAUUUACGCGGGACAUAUGCAAGGAGCUGUUAAUAUCCUUAGUUGCAGCGCUAUUCUCUGGCUUUGGAGUAUUAUUUCUAUUACUCUGGGUUGGCAUUUACGUAUAGCUAUAGAUUGUUAAUUGACUGGAAAUAAUAAAUAAUGUGAUGGAGUUUAAGUAAGUUUGAAAGAAAUCUAUUUGUAAGAUCUUAUCUCAUUGCUGCAAUUAAAUAAAUUGUGAAUGUU
Molecule: messenger RNA, 528 nt
Organism: Camponotus floridanus (Florida carpenter ant)
Lineage: Eukaryota; Metazoa; Arthropoda; Insecta; Hymenoptera; Formicidae
Gene: kud
Product: transmembrane protein 258
Exons: 3
Coding region: 168-410 (80 amino acids)
Biological process (GO): protein N-linked glycosylation
Cellular component (GO): membrane-bounded organelle
Source: RefSeq, a predicted model, not a curated record